Molecule: messenger RNA, 437 nt
Organism: Colias croceus (clouded yellow)
Lineage: Eukaryota; Metazoa; Arthropoda; Insecta; Lepidoptera; Pieridae
Exons: 2
Coding region: 62-403 (113 amino acids)
Source: RefSeq, a predicted model, not a curated record
AAUUUACUCAUCAACAAUAGCCAAUUAAAUAUAUUAUGAACACACAAACAAUAUUUAAUUUAUGCACUUUUUCUACAGAACAAUGAGUUCUUGUCCCCCAAAACCACCAGACCCUUGUGCUCAAGUGUGCCCUCCACCACUGCCUCCACCCCCGUGCAGAGUGAAGCCAAUAAUGCGUGGUUUACACUGGUCGCAGACGAAAGCUACAUUAAUUCAAGCUUUGUGUCUCAGCUGUUUGGCUGGGUCUUGUGUGUACUUCUUUAUCGGAAGACCGCGGCGAGCCAGAUACAAGGAGUAUUAUGCGAGAGGAGAAUUCGAAGAUUGGGCAGACGAGAUGGCAAGAAAAGGAUUAUUCCAAGCUGUUCCAAAAGAAAGUUUAAAGGAUAAUGUGCCUAAAAAAUAAAAUAAGCUGUUGUUUAAUAAAUGUCUUAAAAUAA